Messenger RNA from Elgaria multicarinata webbii, 713 nucleotides. It is a transcript of the gene IZUMO2, whose product is annotated as IZUMO family member 2. The record is from RefSeq and is a predicted model, not a curated record. The coding region runs from base 1 to 666 and encodes 221 amino acids. Lineage: Eukaryota; Metazoa; Chordata; Lepidosauria; Squamata; Anguidae. The transcript has 7 exons.
AUGUUUUUCGCAGGCCUUCCUUUGCUGCUGCUUCUGGCCUGGUUUCCCACACACCUCCGGGGCUGCCUGCAGUGUGACCAAAAGUUCAAGGCGAACCUGGCCAAGCUCCGGACCGAGGUUGUGCCGCGCCAGAUCCGCGACACUCGCCUCAAGGCACGGGCUGAAGUGCUCCUCCGGGGUAUGGAGGGGAAUUUUUUCCUCCACUACGCCACGAGCCAGUUCUCUGGCUUUGCAGUUAAAAGCAAAGUGGAUGCCCUGAUUCACGAGGUGAGGCUCAGCACGGAGCGUCUGUUCCAAACCCGUCUUGCAGACCAGGCUCUGCUGGAAGAACUGGUUGCAUUCCGGAGGAAAACGACCAUGAAGCUCAAGCAGGCAUUAAAGGAGCACCAAAAGAAUGCUUGCGACAAAGAAGGCUGUGUCUGGCUCAGAUAUAAAGUGCUUAAUUGCAAAGGAUGCCAUGAGAGCACUGCUGAUUGCUUGUCGUUAAGUCAGUGCUUUGUGGAUGCCCAGGAGCGCCUGUCGCUUCGCUUUGGAAAGCCUCUGAAGGAUCCUGAUAUCACCCGAACUGGACUCUCCAUUGUCCUGUGUAUGGGCGGACUUCUAUUCCUGGUGAUCGUAGGCGUGAUUCUCAUGUACUGGAGAAACCGGCUAUUGGUAUACGUUUAGCCAAGAUCUGCUUUCUUCUCACCCCGAAAGGACAUUUGCUGGAAAAG